AUGGCUGCGCAAAUUGUGAGAGACUCCAUCUCGAGUGCACCGGCUAUGCUCGUCCGGCAACACGGUCCAGCAUAUCGGACCAGUCUUCCACUACGAGCCGCCGAAGCUCCCGGAGGACGUACCGAUGAGCUCAAGGGCAACUCCAAAGUCACUGCGCCAUCGUCAGAAGGACAAGCCGAUCCUGGAAACAUGUUGCAGAGCUGGACAACCAGCCAGGCCAGCCUCGCCCACAGCUCCGGCCAAGGCUCGGCCGCCAUUGGUGCCAACCCGUGUCCUCCAUGGCUCUGUGCCCCUGAGCUGCCUGACUUGAAGCAAGUUCGCAUGCUCGUGAAUCACUACUUCCACAACGUCCAUCCGCUCCGGUGUUAUGCGUUCACCCACCGCCCUACGUUUCUACGAAGACUUGACAACGACCUGUCAUCCGCCGAUUUGAAGAACAAUGCCUUGUUACACAUCAUGUGUGCUCUAGGCGCCCAAUUCUAUGCUCUGGAAUAUAGCGACACAGUUCAGGUACUAUCUGCCAAGACUAUCCUGAUGGCUGGUUGUCACUGGGCCAGGAUGGCGCAGCGCAUUCUGUUUGACAAUCUUGACAAAGUCUCUACCGAAUAUCUAAUGACAGCGCAACUACUGUAUGAUCACGCUCUACGCAUGGCGAACUUCACUCAAGCCUUCAUGCUUGGCGGGAUCAUGGCCCGAAUGGCACAAGCCCUACAGAUAAACCUCGAGUACUCUGUCGAUCUGCUCGGCCAGUCGCCUGAAGCUGACGCCCUCUCGGUCACGACCCGCGAGUGCCGGCGACGGCUGAUGUGGAGCUGCUAUGUGACUGACGCUAUCUGUGGGAGUGGUGUCGACCAGCUCACGUUGAUCCACGAAAGAGACAUCAAGAUCCAGCUGCCAUGCAAGGAGAGGAGCUUUCUACACGAGUAUCCCUCCAUCACUAGAACGCUCCAGGGCCCAACCUUGCCAUUUGUGCCACAGGAGAGCAUCCCAGCGGACCUCGAUGAUAACGUCGGCAUAUUGGCCUAUUUUGUACAGCACAUGGAGAUACGGCGGCGAGUUUUGAGAUAUAUCAAGCACCUGGACGAGGCGAAACUGCCGUGGCUUCCCGACUCGGAGUACGCUCUGCUAGAUCAGGAGCUGCAGACCUGGUAUGAGUCUCUUCCAGACAACCUCAAGUUCACCCCCGCGGCCAUUUAUAUCCGGGAGGAGUCUUCACAACUCGGAGCCCUUUGCCUCCUGCACUGCGCAUUCCAUCAAACCCUCUGCGACCUCUAUCGGCUUGGCACGCCAGCGUUGUAUAAGCUCAGGUCGGCUUUCCAGUUUCCACUCGAACAAGGCGAGUUCCAGAAGGAGCUGCAGUGGAAGCUAUUUAAGGCUGCAAGAACUCUCGCGGCCAUAAUAGCGGAAGCGGAGAGGCACGGUCCGCAUGUAAUAGGUGACACAUGGCUGCCGACCAUUGCAUAUGAUAGCAACCGGAUCAUGCUCUACUACCUCACCCAGCUCGUUGACCCGACAGAUCUACCAAAGAAGCAACUCGUCAUCAAAACCAUUCCAUACCUGCAGAGCAACGUCAAGGCACUCAAGGCCAUGAUGGCUACCAAUGCCGUUGCUGAUGGGUUGGCUCAUGCAGCAGAAGCAAUGUUGGAGAAGCUGGGCGUUGACUCCAACAGCAUCAGGCCCUGGCCGAGCAUCGUCCUGGAUGAUCCGUACCUCGCGGUUCUGGAUCCAGCCAGGAGAACUGUCCCCGGCACGCCAGCUCAGACAGCCCCUGACUACGUCCUGAACCCGCUUUCAAUCUAUCGCAUGGCGCGAAAUGACAUUCCCGAGAGGCACGCCCCGGAAAAUACCAUCUCGCCGUCGGCGCACACGCAAAGCCCGGAGGAGGUGGCGCGCAUAGCACCGACUUUCAGAAGCACUCCCAUUGACGAAGGUCGUACCACUCCCGAUACCAGCCUCUACGAAACAGCAGAUGACUUUGAACAUAGCCUGGACAUGUUCUUCAUGCCGGAUCUCGCGUGGGACUGGCAACCGGCCGAGAUGGUGCUCGGAUCCGGGAUGGAGAGUGAAGGGCUGUUGCCCUGGGUCGGCACGUCGCAGCUCAAUGACUUCGGCUCGCUGCCUCAUCAAUUCCCUUGA
Messenger RNA from Thyridium curvatum, 2136 nucleotides. RefSeq lists its product as uncharacterized. The coding region runs from base 1 to 2136 and encodes 711 amino acids. Gene Ontology annotation, cellular component: nucleus. NCBI's taxonomy places the organism in Eukaryota, Fungi, Ascomycota, Sordariomycetes, Thyridiales, Thyridiaceae. The record is from RefSeq and is a predicted model, not a curated record. The transcript has 6 exons. Gene Ontology annotation, molecular function: DNA binding; zinc ion binding. Gene Ontology annotation, biological process: DNA-templated transcription.